AGACAGAGAUAGAGACAGAGACAGAGUGCAUAAAGAGACAGCCAAACAGAGCCAGGCGUCUCUACCAGAGCUGUCACUAACAGACCACACCCCCUUCCCUUCCCUCACACCCUAUUGGCUGGCUGCCCUGCCACUGAGAGCAAAGGUUCUGAUGUUUGGGGGGCGGAGCUUUGAGCCGACAUCACAUCACAUGGAUUCUCUCAUGUGGUCAGCGAGUGCAGAGACAGAUCUGUGUGAAGCAGGCAGCUGCUGGAGAUACCGCAAGAGACAGAGAGAGGGAACGAGAGAGACACAGAGAGAGGGAACGAGAGAGACAGAGAGAGGGAACGAGAGAGAGACAGAGAGAGGGAACGAGAGAGACACAGAGAGAGGGAACGAGAGAGACAGAGAGAGGGAACGAGAGAGACAGAGAGAGGGAACGAGAGAGACAGAGAGAGAGGGAACGAGAGAGACAGAGAGAGAGGGAACGAGAGAGACAGAGAGAGGGAACGAGAGAGACAGAGAGAGGGAACGAGAGAGACAGAGAGAGAGGGAACGAGAGAGACAGAGAGAGGGAACGAGAGAGACAGAGAGAGAGGGAACGAGAGAGACAGAGAGAGGGAACGAGAGAGACAGAGAGAGGGAACGAGAGAGACAGAGAGAGAGGGAACGAGAGAGACAGAGAGAGAGGGAACGAGAGAGACAGAGAGAGAGGGAAAGAGAGAGACAGAGAGAGGGAACGAGAGAGACAGAGAGAGGGAACGAGAGAGACAGAGAGAGGGAACGAGAGAGACAGAGAGAGAGGGAACGAGAGAGACAGAGAGAGGGAACGAGAGAGACAGAGAGAGAGGGAACGAGAGAGACAGGAGAGAGGGAACGAGAGAGACACAGAGAGGGAACGAGAGAGACAGGAGAGAGAGAGACAGAGAGAGAGGGAACGAGAGAGACACAGAGAGAGGGAACUAGAGAGACAGGAGAGAGAGGGAACGAGAGAGACAGGAGAGAGGGAACGAGAGAGACAGGAGAGAGGGAACGAGAGAGACACAGAGAGGGAACGAGAGAGACAGGAGAGAGCUUUGAAUAG
This is a messenger RNA of Oncorhynchus keta (chum salmon), 1063 nucleotides long. Its product is annotated as octapeptide-repeat protein T2-like. Bases 152 to 1063 code for a protein of 303 amino acids. NCBI's taxonomy places the organism in Eukaryota, Metazoa, Chordata, Actinopteri, Salmoniformes, Salmonidae. The transcript is spliced from 2 exons. The record is from RefSeq and is a predicted model, not a curated record.